AGAACAGAAGGCUUGAGGAGGAUGGUGAGUGUUUCACUCAAGGUCACAUGACCAGGAACCCUUGUGCUGACACAGGAUCCGUCCAUAUAAUCCAGGGUAACCUUCCCCAUCUCAGGAGACUUCAUUCCUCAGUGCCUGCAAAGUCCCUCCUGCUGGUAAGUGGCUGCUUCCCCAGUUCGGAUGUUCUUAAUCCCCAUGGAGCCACAACCGUAGCCAUGGCGAUACGGGUGGAGGUCGGCGCCCUAACUCCCCUGACAGGAGUGCCAGGCCUUGGCGAGAUCUCCAAGGAGGAGACCCUGAAGCGGACCUACUUCUGCCAGGCUGGAGACGCCCCCAGGGCACCCUCAGCACUGCUUCUGGAAGGGAAAAGCCCCCUUAGGAGCCCAGCCCGCUUACUUCCUCUGCCCAGACUUGCCCCCAAGCCCUUCUGCAGAGAGAAGGUCCCGGAUGUGAAGCCCUUUGUCCCAUCCCGAGGGCCCAGCCCAACUAGCCCUUCUCCUCCCUGUGGGCACCCCAAGGAUGUGGUGGCAAAGGACCUGAAUGAGAAGAUGCCUGGCUUGGUGGGGCAGGAGGCAGGGAAUGGGGAGGGCCUGAGGAGAAGCUCGUCCCUGUUCAACAAGACCACCUUCCUACGUCCCCGAUCCAACACCAUGAUUGCCUUUGAAACCAUCAAAGCCGGCCCUGCUCUGGGGAAGGGGAUCAGUGAGGGGGCUCGGGAGGCCACCACAGGUGUGUCUCAGGAGCCCGCUCCAGGCUCCCGGCCUGAGGGGAUUGCCAAGCCUGCUCUGCCUGCUCGAAAGCCUGGGACCCUUCCCCGACCGGCCUCCCUGCCCCAGGACAUCAGGCCAGCUGUCCCCCAAGAGGAGAAAGGCCCAAAUGAGACUCUGUCAAAGGUCAGCAGUGUAGAGGACACGGGGGACCCCACUCUGGAGCCCAAGCCUCGCCUGAGGAGAAGGCCUGUGUCGGCCAUCUUCAUUGACUCCAUUCAGCCUCAGAAGCCAGGCCCCGGUGGGGCAGCUACAGGGGGAAAAUCACCCCCCACCCCGCCUGAGAAGACGUGGGUGAGGAGGCCCAGGCCUCUGUCCAUGGACCUCACAGCCCCAUUUGAGAGCAAAGAGACCUUGCUGAAGAAGGUGGCCAAUGAGGCCACCGCGGGUUCCAUUGCCCAGUGUCGGGGGCUGGAGAGGUCCGACCCGGAGACCCAAGUGAGCACAGAGUGUUUGGUUAGAGCAAACCCUCGCCUUUGGGACCCAGACUCAGAUGUCCUGGAGGUAGCCAAGAAGACCCGAGAACAGAAGGAGAAGAUGCUUUUCAAGCAGGCGGAGACGGGCAGCCUCAGACCUGUGGGGGGCUCAGCCCAGGGCACCCCCACGGAGGACCAGCCUCCUGGGGAGGAGAAGGCUAAGCUGCUCAGGGAGCCAGAGAAGGCACCCCCUUCCCCCUCUCCCAGACCUGGAAAAGAUCAAGAGUUUUCUGAGGUCAAGAGCAGAGCAGCCGACGGGGACAGCCGACCAGAGGGAGGAUGGACCCUCGGGGGCAGCGUCAAGAAGUGCAUCAGCCUGUUUGGGGAGGAGAGCACCUUGGCCUUGGCAGCAGACUCUGAACGCCAACCGGCCACCCCUGAGCCCCCGUCGGCUGCCCCAGGGCCCGAGAAAGUGGGUGUGAGUGUCCAGGAGAGGAUCAAAGGCUGGGCUGUGGAGAACUCCGAGGCAAAGCCAGAGAUCAGGAAGAAGACCUUCCAAGCACGGCCUUUGUCAGUGGAUCUGACCAAACUGUUUUCGAGUCCAGUGUCAAGCAAUGAAGUCAAGUACGAGAAGUGUUCUGAGCUAAGUGGCGAGCUUCCUAAGGAACCCGGAGAAAAGCAAAAGGAAGGCCAUGGUGUGGAUGGAGUAUCUGUCCUGAGAAGCCCCUGGAAGCCUGGUUUGCUCCGGGAGAAGUCUAGGCAGACAGAGCGGAAAGACAGCUCUCACCAAGUCCCCAGCACCUGUCGGGGUGAAAGCUUGAGGAGGACUCUGAGCCCUCCUGACAGCACUACAGAAGAUGAUGGAAGCUUCCAGACUGUGUGGGCCACAGUGUUUGAGCAUCAUGUGGAGAGACACACAGUGGCUGACCAGUCACGACACUGUCUCUUGGCCACGCGCCCCAGGGAUGGGGCGGAUGCCCGUGUCUCAGAAGUCAGACCUAGGCACGAGAGAAGCUCUUGGCUGGAGAAGGGUGUGCCAGAAAAGACAAACCUUGUGAAACAGAACUCCAGAUGGGUUGAAAAUCCCCGUACAGAGAAAUGGGGACAGACCGCCCUUCUGAAUGGUGAACCCAAAGGGUUUCACAUGCCCUUCCCUGAAGAACACCCUUUGGAUGAGAAAUGCAAUAAAAACCCCAUCCUCCAACGCUCCGAAAAGCCUCCCCCAUCCCAGAGGGUUGAGCCCAAGUAUGGCAUUGUGCACACGGUCGGCAAGCGUGUACACAGUGAGGCCAUCCCCACGGUAUCAGAGGAAAAAGCCGUGACCCUGCGAAGUGGCCGAUCUCAGCUCUCUCCAAAGGGGAGGCAGCAGUCGCAUGAGGUCACCCCUGCUGACCUGGAGUGCAGGCUGGAAGGUCAGGCGGGGUCUGUCCAAAGGGCCAGUUUGAUUUGGGAAGCUCGAGGGACUCACGAUGUCAGUGGGCUAAAGCCUGACUUCCGAGAGCCGAGGGACACAUUUGGGGGCAAUUGCCUGUCACCCAAAUGGACAGGUGGGGUGACUGUGAACUGGCAUAAAGCCACCAUGGUGGCCAGUGAAGAGAAAGGCUCAGAACUGAGCACCGAAGUCAAGAGCGAGCACCCAGCCAGGCUCUGUGGCCCCGAAGCCGGCUCUGGUAGGGCCCGCCAGGCUGCCAUCAGGGAAGCCCCGCAGGAAGGGCCGGAUGGGGCCAGGAACAAGUCAGGAGACUGCAGCUCCACAGGAGAAAGGGGUGCCCCCCAGGGGUUCCCUCUGGAUCUACCAACCAGGAAUCAGGACAAGCCGUCUGACAUACGGGCAUGGAUACAACCAGAAGUGCGUGGGCAGAAGGGACGCCUCGCUAUGGCUGCCGGUGAGGGUGAGCCACAACCGGCCCAGGCACCAGAGCCCAAGGCCAAGAUGCGGAAGGCGGGUCCCCCGGACCAGAGGCUUGAGAGGUGGCGACGGCGGACAUUGCCCCAUGACGUGAAGUUUGACGAAUUCAGCUUCCUGGGCCCAGAAAACUCCUGGAAGGUGGAGCAGAGACGAACAGACCAUUCGAGCCCCACCACCAGUGCCUUAAGGAAACCUGAGCUAUCCCCCCACAGGGUGGAGACCCGGGAGUUGAGCCCAGGUGCUUCCCAGGACCCAACUCAGCCAGCAGUGAAGCAGGGGUCAUCUUUGGAACCCAGGGCGACAUUUUUCGCAGUGACAUAUCAGAUUCCUGAUACUCAGAAAGCAAAGAGCAUUGUUAAGUCAGGGCCUGAAAACUUGACAGAACAUUCUAGAAAAACAAUCCUGCCUCCUCCUCUUCCUCUAACAUCCACCUUGGUUUCUCUUAACCAUGAAGAGCCACUGGAGGCCAAGGGCAGUAACAACUGGACUAAGGGCAAAGAACACCACAGUGCGAGCUGUUCAAAACCUCUGAAGCCAGCAGACCGCCCAUCACCUCUUAGCGACAGGACUCUGGAUUCUUCUAGUGAAAGAAUCCUGGAUGCUGAAGCCUUAUGGAUCCGUUGGGGACCAGAGGAUGGCACCGGUUUUCAGAACAAUUCGAAGGAUAGUGGGAACAGAACACCUCCCAGCAAUGCCCCCAAAACACCUCCAGCUUCCAAAAGCCACUCAGAAGCCAUUGAUCUCAUCAGGAGGGACCCUGAGGUGGGCAGUACAAGGGUCCCAGGGAGGAUCAAAGAUGGCUACAGAUCUAGCGUUCUCGACAUCGAUGCUCUAAUGGCCGAAUACAAGAAGCAGGAGGGUCAGGAGCUGGUGGAGGGUAAGCCCACAUCGCCCAGCAGCUCAACUCUGGAGAGGCCAGGCCAGCAAGGCAGGGUGGACCCAAGAAGGAGGAGCUGGAAGGAGAGGUCUGAAGCUGAGAGUCUCCACAAACCAGCCAGUUUUGCCGAAGCAAACCACGGUUCUGCUCCUGGCGCCGUCAAGCAGCCAGCAGAAGCCUUGUGGACAGCCACAAACACCGAGCUCAGCCCUCCUCUGUGGGCUCCGCCGCUCUCAGCUCCUAAUGAAAAACAUCCAGAGACCUCCUCUGGUCCCGUGGGUCCCUGGAGAAAAGUUUUGGGAGUCCCUGAGGAUGACAGAAAGGAUUUUGUUAGUAAACAUCAGAGUGUAAAGUAUCAGAAUUCCCUAGCCGAGUCAAAGCCCACUCCCUGGGAGGAUGUGGGCAGUGGGGCCUGUGUGUUGGCCAGAUCCACUCUCACUGACCAGAAGAAAGGGACCCCAAAGAAAUCCAUCAGCAGGGGAGGAGAGAGCAGUGUGGUCCAGUGGGGUGAGCACCCAUACGACUGUGGCAGGUCACUGCUGAAUGUCAAGAGGGCCUGUUCAGAAAAGGGCCCCCCUGCCAAAGUCUGGGAGGGCCUGUCUGUGAUGCAGGAAGCCAGAGAGAGGAGGCAAGAGCAGCCCAAAGAGAGGUCCAGCCUCCCCAGAGACAGUUCCAAGGCCAAGGAGACCAAAAUGGGACCCUGCCGGCGGGAGUCAGACACUCGAGACAUUCAAAAGGUGCUGCCACAGAAUGUGGAGAAGGAGGAUGCCCUGCCAGACAGGGAGCAGCCGCUCUGGCCGCGGUCACCCGCAACCUUGGGCCCCCAGAGAAGCCACAGUUUAUGCAAGGACAAGAGGAGUGGGCCCUUUGUGGACCAGCUGAAGCAGUGUUUCUCCAGGCGGCCCCCCGAGGCCAAGGACACCGACACCCUUGUGCAGGAAGCUGACAGCCAGUAUGGGACAUGGACAGACCAGCGCCAGAGCGGGGAGAGUCUGGCCCCCGAGUCCCCAUCCCCGGACAGCAGUGCCCUGUCAGCCCAGAGGCAGCUCCCCAGUAGCCGCUUGUCCUCACUGUCCUCCCAAACGGAGGCCACCUCAGCUGGGGACCCGCACAGCUGCUCCAGGGACCAGCGGAGCACCAGCGUGGACCAAUCCAGCACCGAUUUGGAAUCCACCGAUGGGAUGGAGGGGCUGCCCCCGCUGGACCCCUGCCCCACGAAGAGGGUGGACGACUUCUCCUUCAUUGAUCAAACCUCAGUCCUCGACUCAAGUGCCCUCAAGACCCGGGUGCAACUCAGCAAGAGAAGCCGCCGCCGGGCUCCCAUCUCCCACUCCCUCCGGCGCAGCCGAGUUAGUGAGUCGGAGAGCAAGUCUCCUUUGGAGGAGGAGGCCGACAGUGCGUGGAUGUUCAAGGACUCGACAGAAGAGAAAUCUCCCAAGAGGGAAGAGUCAGAUGAGGAGGAGGAGAAGCCUUCCAGGGCUGAGAGGACCCCCACCAGCCACCCACAGAGGAUGCCUGUGUUUCCGGGCAUGGACCCCGCAGUGCUAAAGGCUCAGUUGCACAAGAGGCCGGAGGCCGACAGCCCCAGUGAGGCCCCAGGCUGGGCCCCCCAUCCCAAGACGCCCAAGGCUCCCUUCACUCUGGGCAGUCGCGUGCUGCCCUCCAGCGUGGAGAAGGACGACAGGUCGGAAGAGCCCUCUCCCCAGUGGUUAAAGGAGCUAAAAUCCAAGAAGAGGCAAAGCCUGUAUGAGAACCAAGCUUGAGCAGACAGGGGACACUGCCACGUAUAAUGAACAGAAGCCUUAACUGUCAGAACCCGAAGAUGAGGCCAUGCUGAUGCUGUUCCUGCCUAGACCCUUCCAGCCGGGUGGAGAACACAGCCCGGUGACUCCCGCCCCCUGCAGAGGCUCUCUCCAGAUCGGGAUGCAAAGACCCACCCUCUUCCAGCACCUGCACGUCUCCCCAGACAGCACUUGAGGCGGAGAACAAAGCCAGGCUGCCCAGAAUUGUCCAUGCUGGUGGUUUUGUGUUUUACGUGAACAAUGUCCAUUUCCACUGUCUCCACCCGGAGACAUCACUCCGGGAAGAUCAAUCUGAGUUGAACCAUCUCCCUGGGCUCUGGAAAACACCUGUAUUGUGAAAGUAUUCCUUGCCCCGACACCAGGGGAGGUCCCUUUCAAAAGCCUAUUUCCAAGGAAGAAGAAACUCAAGUUUCCUGCUGUAAUUGUGGCCCAAGGCAGCGUCACUGGGUUGGGCUGCGUUGGGUUUUUUGGUGAGUUCCAUCUCCCUCCCUCUCCAAGAAUCAGCAGCUCCAGUGUUUUAAACAUACCCAUCCUUAUUUCAGGUGUGUUUAUCCUUACAAUGGGGCUGUGUGCAGAGAUGAUCUGUUCAUUAUACAUCACUUUGGUUUGCUUUAGAAGGCGUUAAAGCAAUAAUUCAGCCAAUUGUCUUUGAAAUUUGAUAUGUAUAUAUGUUUUUUACGUUCAAGAGCAGAAGGAAAGGUGUAUGAAUAAUUUGCUUGAAGUAUCUGAUCAUCUCAGGUUAUCUUACCCCAUCCAUGCUUUAAAAAAAAAAAAAUUCCAGCUGUCACCUCUGUGUAUAUAUUUUCCUGGUUUCUUUUCAUUUGAGCUCUGGUUUCUGUGGAGUGACCUUUGUCCCUUGGCCUCAAGGGUUCAUCAGGGGCAGCAGCCUGGAUGGCAGUGCCUUUCCCUCUCAAACAGCAGACCUGCCCUGAGAAUCUUCUUCUCCAGUCUUUUUUGAACAGCACCCAAGAUACUGGCGUAGAAGAUUCAUUCCAAAUUGGAACAAAUGCAUGAAUGGGGGGAGGUUUUCUUCUCUUUCUUCUCACCUCUUCCUUCUACCACUCCCCUGCCCCACCCCGUGCAAACCACCUGACAGAGUGCUUCCUUUAGGACUAAAUGUAGGAAGGGAGGGUCUUGCUGAAAUCUUCUCUGGACAGAAGUGCUGGAUGCUAGGUGACAAAGUAUAGGGUUUGCCUUGCCUCUUUUUUUUUUUCUUCCUUGCUCUAAGCUCAUUCCCAGGAAUCUCUAAGACCUCUGGGGGUCGUAGGCACUCUCUACAUGGUCUUUUUUUUUUUUUUUGAAAUCCUCAACACCAGCCUCCUCCAUCUCUGAAACCCAAGGCUCCAGCAAACAUCCCAGAUAGGCUUGACUGGCCACCUGCCAUCCCUGGAGUUGCCAAAACCGUGUGCCAAUCCUGCUGGGGAGAAGCCCAUUGGUGAGAAAGACACCUGGGACAGUUCACAGGGCCCCCUGGUACUGCUGAGGGGCCCCAGGACUGAGUUUUGUAAGGCUAGAUGUGGAAUGGAUGGGCCUUACCUACUGAUUUCCCCAGACAUGCAAGUCUUUAUUGAAAAUCCAUUAUUUGCAAAAGGUGUCAAAACAUACUUUCCUUCUCCCUGGCCAUGUCUCCAGGAGUCUCCAUUUGUCUCCCCAUCUCUUCUUUCUCAUCAUCCUUUACCAUCUCUUCCUUCACUUGGGGUGAAGGAUGGAGAGCAAACUGUUUCUCCAGGUUCAGCACCACGGACAGGGACUGAAGCUCCUCCCCAGCCCCAGGUCCUGUUGGGUGACCUUGGGCUACCAAUGGGCAGUUGUUGGACCCUGUCACCCACCAAGCCUUUUGCAUCAGGAGCCUCAUGUCUAGAGAUUUGGCCCUGCUUGAUAAUAGUUUGUGUUCUUUUCAUUCCCUGAGUUAGUGGUCAGUCAGUUUUCUGUGGCCAUUAGGUGGAGAUUUGAUUCCUCCAGGAACUGCUGCUUUGGGUGAAUUAAUUUUUUCUUUCUUUCUUUCUUUCUUUCUUUCUUUCUUUCUUUCUUUCUUUCUUUCUUUCCUUCCUUCUUUCUUCCUUCCUUUCUUUUUUUUAAAGAUUUUAUUUAUUUAUUUGACAGAGAUCACAAGUAGGCAGAAAAGCAGGCAGAGAGAGAGAGGAGGAAGCAGGCUCCCUGCUAAGCAGAGAGCCCCGAUGUGGGGCUCAAUCCCAGGACCCUGGGAUCAUCACCUGAGCCGAAGGCAGAGGCUUUAACCCACUGAGCCACCCAGGCGCCCCUUUUCUUUUCUUUCUUUUCCUUUCUUUUAGAUCUGGUUAAUGUUCUGUUUUGUGGGGUUUUGUGGUUUUGUUUUGUUUUUAAGUUCAACGCAGGGCUUGAACUCAUGAUCCUAAGAUCAAGACCUGAGCUAAGAUCAAGAGUCCGAUGCUUAACCAACUGAGCCAUCCAGGAGCCCCUAGAUCUGGUUAAUGUUUUGAAACAAUGUUGAUACAAUGGCUUUGCAGGUCAGUAGGUCCCCUUUAAAGUCACUCCUCAUGUCCUGACCAAUGCUUCCUGGCUGCUAUCUGUCUUUCCUUCAGGUGGGAAGGGCCCCUUGGUACCAUCUUAGACAACAGGAACUGACCUGCUCUGUUCAAUGAGACUAUAGAUACAAUGCAAAACUCUCCGAUUCUUAAUUACGAAUGUUGUAGCCCAAGUAUACCCAACAGGAAAGAAAAACACGAGACUUAACCUGGAGACUUAAACUUGAGAUUAACCUGGAGAUCUUUUGCCUAACCUCCCAUACCUGAAUUGGAAACAGAAAUCCAUUUAAUUCCUUGGUGAUUAAAACAUACAAAGUCCACCCCCCUCCCAUGAAACUGACGAGAGAAGCCUCACCUCUCCACUGCACAGCAGACCCUCACAGUGGGUCAGGAGCUACCCUCUCCAUGCAGACUGCCCUUGACCUCUGGACCCCGCUGUGCUCAGUCCAGUGAAGUUAGAAGUGAAUGAUGCUUGGAACUUUUUCGGAUAGCUGGGCAAGUGCAUUGUUGCUUUUCCCUUCUUUGUAAGCUGACUGAGCUCUCUGAUGCUAAGCAAGAGGUUGUUUGCUAGUUUCUUGAGUUGGCCUGGAGCCACCUUUGGAAAUCUAUUUUUAAACUAACUUAAUAUGCCUUAAUCGUUUGUAUGCAAUCAAGUCACCUGCCCUCAUCCAAUCAGCUUUCUGGGGGCCUUUGGCUCUCCUUAAAUGAGAGCCUUUCAUAGAACGCAAAUCCCUAUGUAUGUACAAUCUCUACACACACACACACACACACACACACACACACACACACCCUUUGUACAUCAGCAUUUUGACGGCUGGUGUUUUGAUAAGUCUGUAUCUAAACACACACACAUACACACACACACAUCCUUUGUACAUUAGCGUUUUGAUGGCUGGUGUUUUGAUAAGUCCGUAUCUAAACACACACACACACACACACACACACACACACACACACAUCCUUUGUACAUUAGCGUUUUGAUGGCUGGUGUUUUGAUAAGUGCGUAUCUAGAUCCCCUUCCUCGUGGCCUUUGCCUGAUGAAACAGAGGCCUUUGGCCUAUGAAACCCCACAGUGGGGCCUCAAAAAUUAGUAUUGUGGAGAAUUCCUUGGUGCCCCCAGAGAAAUUCUGGUGAAACUGAAACCUCGAGUUGUUUCAUGUUGGGGGUUUUGAGUGACACAGACCUGACAGCCUCAGGCUAUCCAGGAUUCGAGAAAAGGACAAUCAGGUGGGAGCUCUUCCAGGGAGGCAGGCCAACCCCUUUCAGACAAAGGUGUUUGCCUUUGUGCAUCCAGGGAAACGAGGCCAACUCUAGAUAUUGCUAAGGAGCGAACAUCGAAAUAGGCUUGAGCCUGAGGUCCCAGAGCUUAGAGGCUGUGCAAGGGAGUGGAGGAAACCAUUGGCAUGCUUCCCCCCACAGAAGGGAGCUCGGCUGCUUGUCCUCAGCCCUAGCGGCUGCCUUGUCCACUUAACGCUUGUACAUUUAAAUUUCCACUAUGAUGCCCCCAGAUUGCCCCAGAAGCUAGGCAUGAUCACAAAGCUGAAAAUCCACAGGUGUGUGGUCAAAUCACCUCCAAAACUACGUGCGUUUUUAAAGGCGACUUGGGCCUGUGUGGAAGACAUUGUCCCACAGAGAGGACUGGAGCCUGCCUCUCCCUCACCAGUGUCUGUUUUGUGCCCUCAAUCCCUGUGAGUCCCCCCCGGCCCCCCAGUCCCAUUAUUCAGUACAGGAAGCCAAAUUACUUAGCCUUCAUGUAAACUAGCAUUUCAGUGUGAACCCGAGGGGGAGAUGUGGAGGCAGGAGAAAAGUUCCAUCCAACGGAAGACACCCUUGCCCCUAAGUUACACCGUAACAGGUAACUGCAGUCACGGGGAAGCCUGCCACACCCUCAAUUGUGCCUUUCUUCCUCCACCACAUGUUAAAACGUGGAAGCAAAACUCCCAUGGCCUCGUGAGUCCACGGGGUAAGAGGGACAAUGUUGACAUGGAGGGAGCCACUCCACAUCUGGACGGGGGCCCACCUUGGUGACAGCCACCUGGGGAGCCAUGGAUCCGGCUCUGCUGAGGAGCUGCUAUGAGUCAACCCUGUUGGGAUUUGGGGGAACUGAAGUUCUGAAAAUUCAGAGCCACGUGGAAAGCCACGGUCUUCACCAGCCUCUCCCCUUUGGUUGCCACCCCUCUAGAAUUUUUCUCUGGUUUGGAUUGGGUCCUUCAGGGAGGGGUGCAGAAAUCUUGUGUUCUGGAAAAUCAGCCUGAGGUUCCUAGCAAAUUAACCUUUAAAAUCAAUCAACUUAUCCCCCUCUCCCACCCCCCAAAUUUCCUUAGAGUCACCCUCUAACCUGCUACCUGAUAAUCUUCCUCCAUGAAUCAGACUGGCCUUUUUUUUUUUUUUUUUUUUUUUUGGACAGUCUCUAAUGGUGUCACACCUGUAAAAACAAACAAACAAAACCACGCCAUUGUCUAAAGAACAAUUUGAGCUUUUUGCCGGUCUCAUUCCACAUAGCCUUAUAGAUCUGUAAACUGGGGGCUCACAAAGUAAUAUAUUGUGUUAUGGAAGAUAUUUUGUACUGUGUUGUUUCCUGAAUCAUACCAAUAUUCUAGAAGUGAUGCACUUCCCAGAUGACCCUGAUCCUCAAAACAGUUUGUAAGAAGGGGCGGGGAGUGAAAAUACAUAUAAAUACACUAUAUUUUCUGAGCCUUUCUUCUGAGUCCCUUCCUGAGUCAUGGCAGGAAAGAAACUGGAGUCCCCUGUACAGGAAAGUCACACCUGCUGCCUGCUGGCGUUCUUGCAAUUGCCUUACGAAUUCACAAGCUCUAAGGGGUUCUGAACAGAAGGUGGACGACAGGCACUUUCUCCAAUCCCAGAAAGAAUCUCUACUCGUGUGACUGAGAAUUCAUCUAGAAAAACCUAUAUUUUUAACGUUGAAACAAACGGGGCUUCCUGGACCUCACAGAGUAUUGGGUAUCUACAAGUGCUUUUAUAUUUUGUAACUGUAAAGAGGUUUCCUACGGACAAAAGAACAGUUGGGGACCUGGCCAACUGCUGUCACACAGAAUGACCUCUGCAUGUACAAAGAUGUUGCAUUCAGACCAUGAAAAUAGCAAAUAAAGCUUUGAUGCAAGUUGCACUGAAGAA
This is a messenger RNA of Mustela lutreola (European mink), 11410 nucleotides long. RefSeq names its product KIAA1671 ortholog. The record is from RefSeq and is a predicted model, not a curated record. The transcript is spliced from 13 exons. NCBI's taxonomy places the organism in Eukaryota, Metazoa, Chordata, Mammalia, Carnivora, Mustelidae. Bases 48 to 5732 code for a protein of 1894 amino acids.